UCCAACGUCCGCUCUCGCCAGUCGCCACUAAACGCUGCUGCUCAACUUUCUCGUCUCCUUCCGCUGCCAAGUCGCAGGUGGGAACUCCGUAUAGUAAAGCCCUUUCUCCGUAAUCUACUCCACAGUCAAAAUCAAUGGAGAUAGAAGAGCGCCAGGAGCAAUUCAUCCACCAGUUCGUGGCGCAAGCGUCGGCGAUCGACGGCGGCCCUGCCUCUUCUCCCUCUCUCGCUCGCCUCGUCGUCGAAUCUACCUCCCACCCUUCAGUCUUCUCCUUCGGCGAGAUUCUUGCACUCCCCAAUCUCGUCCAGGUUCAAGGAACCGAGAAUUUGGCGUACGUUGAUCUCCUGAAGCUGUUCGCUUACGGAACGUGGAAGGAUUACAAAGGGAAAUCGAGUGUACUGCCGCAGCUGAAACCGGAUCAAAUUCUUAAGCUGAAGCAGCUCACUGUGCUUACUGUCGCUGAGAAUAGCAAGGUUGUCUCCUACGAUACUCUUUUAGAGCAACUGGAAUUUUCUAACGUGCGUGAGCUCGAGGACUUCCUUAUUGAUGAGUGUUUGUACGCGGGGAUAAUCAAAGGGAAGUUGGAUCAAUCGAGGCGAUGUUUUCAGAUUGAAUUUGCGGCAGGGAGGGACCUGGUCCCUGGUGAACUUGAAGCCGUGAUAGAGACUGCAAGAAAUUGGUUGGCAACUUCAGAUAAUUUGCUUCCCUUGAUUGAAGACAAGAUUAGACAGGCUAAUGAAAUGGAUCAAUUGGAGAAGCAGCAUCAGAUGGAUGUCAAGGAAAAUAUUGAAAAAGCAAGGAAGAACCUCCAUUCGAAUGACCACAAAAGCCAGGCGCUCCACCGGCGGACGCUCUGCCACCCGUUACACCAGAACGUGAAGAGAAGGUCAGCCACUGCUGCUGAGUGCCCUGUCCAAAUCAAUUUCAUACUCGGUUUAGCCUUGUAUUGGAUUCAGUUACGGCGACUUAUUCUUCCAGAUGUGUAGGUUCUUACCCCAUCCAGAGAAUGUAAAUACGUAGUGGAGCUAAUUCUUUCAGUCCAUAAUGUUUGUUUUCCAUAGCUUAUCAUAUCCAGAAGAUCAGAACGAAAUGGAUGGAUUCUUGAGGAGCAAUCCGGCUAGGAGGUCUCAUUUGUCAGAACGUGCUUACAAUGUCCACGGCUGUUCUAGUUGUUCGAUCGGGCGCUGGACACCCCACGACCGCCACGUGUUUUACAACACUUACAAAUGGAGUGGGAGGGAGGAUUCGGUGACUAGGGGUGCUUAGUCACUUGACUAAGUCCCUCCCAGCCUUUAGAUCUGGACACAACAAUCUGACGGUUAAAAAGUG
Linum tenue is the source of this 1329-nucleotide messenger RNA. The record is from the annotation of a GenBank genome assembly. NCBI's taxonomy places the organism in Eukaryota, Viridiplantae, Streptophyta, Magnoliopsida, Malpighiales, Linaceae.